Capra hircus (goat) is the source of this 9346-nucleotide messenger RNA. RefSeq names its product tropomodulin 2 (gene TMOD2). The record is from RefSeq and is a predicted model, not a curated record. Gene Ontology annotation, cellular component: myofibril; striated muscle thin filament. The transcript has 10 exons. Gene Ontology annotation, biological process: pointed-end actin filament capping; myofibril assembly; muscle contraction. Lineage: Eukaryota; Metazoa; Chordata; Mammalia; Artiodactyla; Bovidae. Gene Ontology annotation, molecular function: tropomyosin binding. The coding region runs from base 435 to 1490 and encodes 351 amino acids.
CGCCUCUGGCCUCCUCCGCUCGGCCGGCGGCGCGGAGGAAAGCGCGGUGGAGGGCUGCGCGGGAGGGAGGCGCCCAGCGGGUGUGGGUCCCACGCGCUGCACUGCGGCUCCGCAGUCUCUGCAUCCCCUGCCGCCGCAGGGAGGGCGCGGUCGCUGUCCGCCCUGAGCUGCGGUGCCGGGUGUUUCCACGCUGGGCUUUGUUCCCCGCUUCUCUCCUGUGAACAUUUGACAAGCUCCUGGAGCCUAAUGCCUGCCACUGCAGCGUUAGAUCGGGCGGCGGGGAAGGGUGGACUCCGGCUGGAGCUGUCACCCGCAGGGUGUUUCAGCCUCCGAGAAAGCAGCGUUCCGAGAGCGGCCUGAUGCAGUAUUCUGAAGUCUUAGGAAGCUGGCACAGUUAAAUGUUCGUGGCCCAUGAGAAAGACAUAUAAGAAACCAUGGCACUCCCUUUUCAAAAAGAGCUGGAGAAAUACAAGAACAUUGAUGAAGAUGAGCUUCUUGGCAAACUCUCAGAAGAGGAACUGAAACAGCUGGAAAAUGUUCUUGAUGACCUAGAUCCUGAGAGUGCACUGCUGCCAGCUGGAUUUCGACAGAAAGACCAGACACAGAAAGCAGCCACGGGCCCAUUUGACCGCGAGCACCUCCUUAUGUACCUGGAGAAGGAGGCUUUGGAGCAGAAAGACAGGGAAGACUUUGUGCCCUUCACUGGAGAAAAGAAAGGGAGAGUCUUCAUCCCCAAAGAAAAGCCCAUAGAAACUCAUAAAGAAGAAAAGGUGACCCUGGACCCAGAACUGGAAGAAGCUUUGGCCAGUGCCUCCGACACUGAACUCUAUGACCUUGCAGCUGUUCUUGGAGUACACAAUUUGCUCAACAACCCCAAGUUUGAUGAAGAAACGACCAACACAAAAGGUGGCAAAGGGCCUGUGAGAAAUGUGGUCAAAGGUGAAAAGGUCAAGCCAGUAUUUGAGGAACCACCCAACCCCACAAAUGUGGAAGUAAGUCUACAGCAGAUGAAAGCCAAUGAUCCCAGCUUGCAAGAAGUCAACCUCAACAAUAUUAAGAACAUUCCAAUUCCAACCCUGAAGGAAUUUGCAAAGGCUCUGGAGAUCAACACUCACGUGAAAAAGUUCAGUCUGGCUGCAACCCGCAGCAAUGACCCUGUGGCAAUUGCCUUUGCAGAUAUGCUAAAAGUAAACAAGACCUUGAAAAGUCUAAACAUAGAAUCCAAUUUCAUCACUGGUGCUGGGAUCCUGGCCCUUGUAGAAGCACUAAAGGAAAAUGACACAUUGACUGAGAUCAAGAUCGACAACCAGAGACAGCAGUUGGGAACAGCCGUGGAGAUGGAAAUUGCCCAGAUGCUGGAGGAGAAUUCCAGGAUCCUCAAGUUUGGAUAUCAGUUUACCAAGCAAGGACCACGAACAAGAGUGGCAGCUGCCAUCACAAAGAAUAAUGACCUGGUUCGUAAAAAGCGAGUUGAAGGAGACCGAAGGUAAACUUCCACAAAAAGAGGCGAAGUUUCCCCACGGCAGCAAUUUAAAAACAGAAGCUCUUUUCCUUCUUCACUGGGACCAUUUUAUCAAAGGUUGUUCAUUUCCAUUAACCAAGCAACUAAUAAUUUAACUGUUAUUCUUUUUUAGCGCUACAUAUUUGUCUUGGAUUUUUUUUAACGUAUGCAACUGCUUUAUUUGUCCCUGGACACCUCUGGUGACUUGCACCAAUGGAUUUAUGCAGAUCUUAGUCGGUGACAGCAAUCAAAAAUGACUUAACCAUUUUCAUAUUGGGUUAUCUUGCUUUCUUAUGUAAACUUUUUUUUUUAACCAUUGAAAGGAACUUAAUAUAUAAAUGUGUUUGUAACUGUGAUUAAGAUAGAGGCCUAUCUCUGUUUACAUGCAUAGCUUUGAGUUAGGCUAAAUACAUCAGAAGUGUUCUGCUGACCACAUAAGAAGUUAGUAUUGCCAAUCUUUCACUGAGUGAGAAAAUGUGACCAGCUUAGCACAAGUUCUCCCUUAGUUCCAGAAAAGUCACUAAAUGCAAAUGCGCUGCUGGUUGAAGAUCAGUGGUGUCAUCCUCAUAAAAAGAAGACAGCAUUAUGAUACAUAAACACAGCUUUAGCAAAUAAGUGUGAAAUAUUUAUUCACCCACAAAUAUAGCUUUAAGCCAGACUCAUGCGUAGCAAAAUGAAUUAGCUACUUUUACUGAUUAUUUCACAUACAUCUGAUCUUUAACAUCACUCUAUGGAUAACAUUUUACAAAACUGUUUUAAAGUUUUCCAGCCAUGAUGGGAAAUUUUUAAAUUUUAGUAAGAGGAAAGCUUUUCAUAUAGUACAUUCCUAAAUAAAACAGUAAUAGUUGCACUUCAAGGUUAUCUGUUACAGGAUUACAUUAUUUUGGCAGAUUUUAGGUUAUCUGUAAUCAGGAUUACAUUAUUUUGGCAGAUUUUAGAAGCAUUUAUUGCUUUGUCUUUAGGGCAACAAGAUCACAGGAUGAGAUAUGAACGUUCAAGAUAACUGUGUAGAUUUUGUCCACAUGGCAUGAUCCAUCCAGACAUUUGCAAACAUCAGGGAAAAAUAUGAAUUAUUAUUUAUCCAGAGUUUGUCAUCUCAAGGACAAAGCCUAUGAAAGUACAACUAAGAUGACUGCCUGAUAGAUGCUUGAAUCUUUUCAUCCAGCAGCCAACAGUGUCAUGUUAAGCUAAGGACAUUUGUGACUGCAGCCUCUGGCACCAGCUCUUUGAUAACUGUCAGUGCCUAAGGCUAGAAUUAAUGGCCCUCUGACAUUGCCUUAGGCUCCUCUCCCUCCUCUUCCCCCUUCUUGCAUUCCAGUUCAUUCUCUUUCUUCUCUGUAAUUCUGAGCCUUGUAAAGGUGAUGUCCUUUGUUGAUGACACCUGGAGCUAAAGGAGUUGCUGACUCAGGCAGAUAAAUUCACUAAGUAAUAGAGUGUUCCUGAGUUGCUUGAUAGCAAUAAAACAAAUAAAUGGGAAAGUAUUUCAUACAUUAUUCUAGUUAGUUUAUAAAACACACAGAAACUGGAGAGAAAGUCCUUUCAUUAGCCACAAAAGUGUGUUGGGUUUUCUGUAAUAUCUUUUCGACCAACUUUUUUGACCUUUGAACGAACUUUUUGACCAACCCAAUAAAAUUAGAUAUUUACUUGUAAGUGCCCACAUCUCUAGCUCUAAAAUCUUUAGAAAAAAGAAAAAGAAAAAGAAAGAAGAAAACAAAAUAAAAUCCUUUAAGAUCUAAGAAUAUUUUAUUAUACUUUUUGAGGGAAUAAUGAGCAGAGCAUAUUGAAUUUUGGAAAUCACAAAGAUUCUUUAGUUUUCUGCUAGAUUUCCCUAUCUAUUAAAAAAAAAAAAGUAGUAACUACUAUUUGAUUUUUUUCUUUCCCUUUUACUCAUUUAGGUGUGGUAUGUUGGAGCCAACUCAUACAGGUUUCACCAUUAUUAAAUUAUCAAGAAUCUUGCAAACUGGUUGCUAAGCACAACCAUUAUUAAAAAUUAACGGCAUGUACUUAUGAUUAAAUAAUUAUAUCAAAAAAACAAAAGUAACACUCAAAAAUACAUUUUACUGUUUUCGUACUCUUGAGAUUAUUUGCACCUAUUGUGUUUUUGGCAGAAAUGCUAUAUCGUGGUAUGGUAUUAUACAUCUCUCCCCAACUUGCUAGUUCUUCCCAACUAAGAAGUUCUGUACUUCUUGUUGGUAGUUAGAAAUUGAUCAUGGCAUGGAAAUUGAUAAAUGUUGUAAAUCAAGACUUUCCCCUAUCUCACCUAUCACCAGGUUGCUGGUUCAUGCCUCUACCAUCAGCAUAGCACUGGGUGAAAUGUAUACAGUUUUUCUUCUUCUUUUUUUUUGUAUACAUGUUUUGGUUACCAUGUUGCCAAAGGGAAGAACACUUCUGUUUCUUAGUUGUCUUUCUCCUUUCCCUUCAGAUUUGUUGCAAAUAUAUUCAAGUGCAGAGACCCUGACAUGCCCCACUAAGUAAGGCUUUUUCCUUUCUGGUCUCAUUUACUCUCUUUCUUGCCUUCUCCCCUAAGAAAUCUUGGAUCCUACACAGAGUAUUUCCUGCAGCCCCAAGAUACUGUGGACCUGGGGCUAAAGCAGUUCUUGGCAAACCCUGGCAGGAAGAAGGAAAAAGGUCAGGACUUGAUAGUAACUGUGCUGCAGUUGUUGAUAGUAUUAAAGCAAAAUAAUGGGAUAUUGUCAAAUUUUAGCACUGUUUUUAGCUUAUAAAAUAGUUAGGUCAAAUGUAUAUAGAAUCUAUUAAAUCAAAUAUUAUUAAUCAACUUAUCAUUACCUGUGUUUUUGAAGUAGCUUUAAAGGUGGCAUUUCCAUGAGUAUUCACGUAACUAUUAGAAGAUAAACUUAAAUUUAGAGGGCCUAUAUAUCAUUUAAUUAACCUAGGACUUCAUUUCCCCAUCUCUGCAGUGUUUGUAGGUAGAAGUUCCUUCAUGAUCCUGAGCAUGGUUAAUCCCUUACUAUCCAUCAUGGUGGAGCAUAAUGUAUAUACAAUAUCUUUAUACAUAUGCAUUUUGUCAAAUAUUAUGUCAAGAUAUUUGGCAGCAUCUGGACAAUUGAUUGAAGGGAGAUCAUCUUUCCCCAGACCACCUCCUUUCCCCUGUUAGACUUGUACAGGCCCACCCUAAGUGUAAAAUCAUUCACCUGGACUUACAGGCUCCUGUCACCAACAUCCAUCCCAGCAUAUGUGGAAGGUAACUUUUAGGAGAUAUUCUGGAAGUCUAGAGAGAUCAUGUCAUUAGUCCAGCACAUCUCCCCAUCCGCCAGAAGUGUGUAGUGAAAGCUGCUUUAUCCUCAUCAGCGCAAUUAAAUUCCUGCCUUUCAUCUUAGUAGGGCAUAACGUAAAUAAAUGUCGUGUGAGUGUGUGUGUAUUGCCAAAUAUCUACCUGGGUAUUUGGCUGCAUCUGGACCACUGAUUGAAGGGAGAUACUCUCUCCCCAGCCCCAUUUCCCUUGUUCUUUUUAGAGCUGUUUUAGGCCCAGGUUGAAUAUGAAAUCACUCCCUAGAAAUUGCAGCUUAGGUCACCAACCACCAAAUUUCACAGCACUAUGGAAGAUAACUCUUAGGGAAGCCUGGAAAUCAUUUCAUUGUUCCAGCACCAAAUCUCUCCAUAUGCCUAAAGUAUAUGAGUGAAAGUGCUUUCAUCUCCAUCAACAUACUUAGGCCCCUUCCUUCCAUUUGUGUAGGAUAUAUUGUAUAUAAAUAUUUUGUACAUUAAAGAUUGCCAAAUACUAUAAAGGAGGUAUUUGGCCAAUGCUGGACUCCUGAUUGAAGGGAGAUGCUGUCUCCCAGUCUCUCUUCCAUCCCCUCUCUCAAAGUUGAUACGGGCCUAGGUUAGGUAGAGAAUCGCUAACCUGAAGGGGCUCGUGCAACUCACCCAUCUUAAAGCAUGCAUUUCAUCUUACAAUACAAGCCCAUCUCCAUUUAAAAACUCACAAAACAUCCCAAUGCCUAUUCUCCUCAAAACAAUUUCCGUAAGGGAAGCCUGGCACAUCAAAUCAAAAGAACGGCUGCUUCCCUUCCAGACAGAAAUGUGGCCCCUGGCAGGGCACCAGCAUUAAGGAAACCAGUGUGUUCUGAAUAACUGCCAUGAGAACAUUUCAGUCAAACCUGAAACCGAUUUAAGCAUCAACAUGCUUUAAGUGUAAGAUAGCCCUUUAAAAGUUCCUAGAGUUUGAGGAUAUUUUCCUUUUUUGUGGUCAUGAUGUACUUAGCCCUCUUCUAGGCACUGUGAAGGAGACAGGAAGUGUGAGAUUAUUAUAAUUUGACCUGUGCUUCUGGGUUUUGGGGCAGAGUGCCCUUUUGGAAAGUAGAUACCAUUUUUUAGCUCAAGUAUUGAUUGCAUAUGCAAAAACUAGCAGGGAGCAGUGAGCUGUGAACACUGGGUUCUGUGCUGUGUUACCUAUCCACAGGAGAACUGUUUCUGGAGUUGGGUUUGAAAUCAUGGUUCUGUAGCUUCCUUCUUCUCUUCCACUAAUGAAGCAAUGAUAGCUAUAUUCAUUGUAAUGAACAGGGAACUAAGAAAAAUUUUAGGUUUGCCUUCCAGUAACAGUAACAGUUUCCCCUUAUUGCUCCUAAUUUAGAACAUCCCUGCCACUCACUGUGCCAUCCUCAAUACUCAAGGAUGGAGACACAUGCAAAGGAAAGGUGUGAGAAUGCUUGGGAGCAUCAGGCAUGCCCUCUGGAUGAAAAUCACAUGAUCAGCCCCCUGGUAACAAGCUGGAGAGAGAAAAGUACCCAGAACUUCAAGGAUGUAGUCACUGUUCUUGCUCCCAACUCUAGGCCAGAUCAAAUCUUAUUUUGUGGUUCAGGAGUUUAGUAGUGUGGAGGGGCUAGGUGCUGUGGAGAAGGCAGAUGCAAAUCAAUGUUUGUCAUUUGCCUAAGGGUAGAAGCAAGCUCUGCUCCGCUUACCUCUUUCUCCUCUGCCCAUAACAGCUAUGAUUAAACACUCAGAAGAUGGAUGAAGGAGGAGUGGCAAAGUUUGAAUUUAUAACCUGCCUGUGCUAGGAAGGUUGUACACAUAUCAGAGGUUAUCCCAGUUCUGUGGUGCAUCAUUGACUUGGAGGAGGGUGAAGGAGACUAGACUUUUCUCUGACAUCUUCCAUGGUAGUCAUUCUGAGCACAUUGGCUCUGCUAGUUGGUAUGGUGGAAGGGCACCAUACCAACAGAUUUGGAGACUGACUCCUAAUCCCAUCACCAACACUUAGCAGGUAUAUGAUCAUGGGCAAUUCAUUCAAUUGCCUGACAAUUAUAGACUAUAUAGGGGGAAGAGCACUGGAUUUGGAGUCAAGACACUUGGACACUUGGCUCCAUACUUUCUUAGCUGGGAGACUAUGGGGCAAGUCACUCAGUCUCUCAAACCUAAGGUUCUUCAGUUAUACUAUAAGGGGAAUAAUCUUCACUAACUACCUCACAGAGUUGUGGUGAGAAUAUAAUCAGCUAUUGGGAUGAAAACACUAUCCUGGAAAGGGCUAUACAAAAGUGGGAGAUCAUUUUUUAUUAUCUAUUCACUACUGUUUUCCACUGCCUCUUGAAUCUGUUUUCUUUUCUUCUAAGCAACAAUUACAUCUUUCACGUGUUUUUGAAUAUGGGGAAUUGAAGCAUGAGUAUGAUGUCGGGGACUGGAGUUAUUUUACUUUCAACAUAGAAGUAGGAGUAGUGGUAGGUAGGUGCUGUGGGUGUUAGACAUACCAGUGAAGUGUGUGGGGCGGGGUGGGGGGAGCAUUUUCCUGGGCCAUUUUGACAGCACCCUGGGAUGUGGUCAGGACCCUUGCAGAGAGCCUAAGGCUGGACACAAGGGGGAAACAAACAGUAAUUAAGAAUUGAGGGGAGGGUCUGGAGCACCGCUGCUCUCCAGUCAGCUCUGUCACUACCCAGGGGGUGGGUUUGGCUAAGGCUUGAGGUGUGAUUGGAGGCCUAGGAAAGAGGACUGUUGUUAGGGCCCCAGCAGCUGUGUAACAGGCUUGAGCCCUAAUAGCAAAGGGGAGAAAGUAUCACUUGUGAGGUCAGCUCUCCCAGGCAUCAGCUGCUUUGUUAUCACCAGCAACCUUAGCCCUGAUCAGUAUUAUUUUCUGCUAAGAUAUUGAAACAUAGCCUCAAGGGACUUUCAUAAGCACUGGGAGGCAGGGACUGUCUCAUGAAUCUUUGCAUCUUCAGUAGCAUCUAGUAAGGUGCCUUGUACAUAAUAGGUGCUUAAUAAAUGUUGCUUGAAUUGAAAUGUCCUCCAGCCCGGUAAGAAUCAUGCUCCAUUUGCCACCAAGUGAUACUUUUGGAAAAUAAUACUGAUUUCGAUGUCAGCUCUGUGUGGAUUCCCUAGUGGCUCAGGCAGUAAAGAACCUGCCUGCAAAGCAGGAGACCUGGGUUUGAUCCCUGGGUCGGGAAGGUCCCCUGAGAAGGGAAUGGCUGCCAUUCCAUUAUUCUUGCCUGGAGAAUUCCAUGGACAGAGGAGCCUGGCGGGCUAUAGUCCAUGGGGUCACAAAGAGUGAGAUAAUUGAGCAACUAACACUCUCACUUUUUUUCACUAUGUCUGACUUUGGUCAGGUCUUUCAUCGAAUCUUCAUUUCCUUUCUAAAAUGAGUGAGUGGAUUAGAUGCUGUCUAAGGUCCCUUCCAGCUCCCAAAUGUUACAAUCCUGUGAUUCCAAAUGUUUCCGUCACCUGUGAACGUGGGUGCUCUAUGUGGCUCCUUCUCUCCUCCGUAGGCUUUGUUCAGAGGAAGGGGUCUGAACAUUCCACAGAGCUAUUUCUUCUUCAGUGGUUUUUACUGUCUUCAGAAUAGUUCUAGAGGAGCAGCCUUUUCAAAAAGGACAUUUUAAAAUAUAUUUUCUCCUCAAUAGUAGAGAAAGAAAGAAGGAAAUGUAAAGAAACUGAGCGCAGUAAACAUGGCAUGUUUUUCAUAGAUUUUUAUUUAAAGAUGGAGAGAAUCUGAGCACAUAAAAGCCAAUUGCACAGUACACUGUGCGACUGAGAGAAGCUUGUCCAGGAUUAACACUUUCCCAUGGAUAAUCUAAAUGUGGAUAGAUAAGAACUGGCCAUAUGGUGAGAUGGACAGAAGGUAUACUUUUAAAGGACAUUUUAUUUUAGUACCAAAUUUUGCCAGUGACAAUCUUUAGUUAAGAAAGAAAUUCUUCGGAACUAAAAUUCUCAUCUCUGCCACUUUGCUUUUUAAAAAACCCCAUUAUAUUCAUGGAAUAAUAUUUAUAUUUUAAUUAAAACUUUAUCUUAAUUCUGUUUCAUCUAUUUAAAUAAAAUAAGAGCAUUUUUCAUUGCAUUAAAAAAUGUAAAAUACUUGCAUGCCACCAGUGUGUAAUAUUUUCCCAGUUCAGAUGCUUGUAAUAUGUGACUUUAUGUGUCUCUGUAUUAUUUUGAAAAGAACAAAGGAAAUAAUACUUUGUAAGCUGUUUAAACUUAUAAUGGCAAUAUUUAUUUGGCUAAGUGGUUAUUGGAAAAUGCACAUAGUUUCGUUUUUCACUUUGAAACUUUCCAAUCAAAGGUAGAUAUUGAUUAUAUUCAUUAGGGAAUUGAAGACUAAUUUGCCUUUUAAAUGUGAAAUUGAACAGUUUGUGGGAAAUGUGUGAAAAAGCAAAAUGUAUGAAGCGUGAAGAACUUUUCCCAUGAUAAUUAAUAAGGAUCCCCGGUGGCAUAAAUAGAUGCAGUGUUUGACUGUUUGGAAUUUGCCAGCCUGAUCUGACGCUAAGGUAAAUGUAUACUGUUUUAAUUAAUCAAUAUCCGUCUGCUUUUAAAAGAUAAUAAUGUAUUCAUUUGUGUCUGGAAUGAAAUUUCCAAGUGAAAAUGUACAGAACACUAGGAAUUAAUAAACUUUUCUUUUUAAAAAUGAAA